Molecule: messenger RNA, 1626 nt
Organism: Misgurnus anguillicaudatus (oriental weatherfish)
Lineage: Eukaryota; Metazoa; Chordata; Actinopteri; Cypriniformes; Cobitidae
Source: RefSeq, a predicted model, not a curated record
AUGAUAAACACAUCAUCCAGUGAUCUGAAGAAACAAGCAUCAGAUUUGUUAAAAGUCAGUGAGAAGCUUGUGUCAAUGUUGGUGAAGCCAACCAACAACUAUGAACAUUUCAGUUUUACUUGUGAUCCUGUAGAGGCACAAGUCUUUAUGGUUGGACCGCAUGUCACCUUAAAUAAAAUCCCUCAGCUCAACACAACAAAUGCUUCUAUAGACAUUGAUCUCAUUGGGAUCUCCAAGAACAACCUUAAUACAGGAUCAGCUGCUGUGGCUUUCAUGAGCUACAACACAAUGGAGGACCUACUGAAACCAGACUUCUUCAUCACAUCAGAUAACACAAAUAAAACAAUGAUGUCCACUGUCAUCUCAGCUACUCUUCCUAAAACCACCAACACAACCCUCACUAAACCAGUUAACUUCACCCUCAAACACACCAAAUUUCUAUCUGGAGGAAAUCUUUUCUGUGUGUACUGGAACAUCAGUGAGUGGAUUGUAGAUGGUUGCUCUGUUGUAAAGACCAACAGCAGCCACACUGUGUGUUCAUGUCGUCAUCUGUCAACAUUUGCUCUCAUCAUGGAAACCAGCGGCAGCACAUCAGAGGAUGAUGUUCCUCUGAUGGAGUUGUUGAAUGUGGUGUUUGUGAUCGUGGGUCUGGUGUUUACUAGUUUGGCUGUGUUGACUUUUUCUUUCUGUCGAUGGAAACCUGGAGUGAACAAUGUAGCUCGAAUCAACCUCUGCAUCAGUCUGCUGUGUGCUCAUCUUCUGUUCUUACUCACACAACAAUUCAUCAAUCUCAUAAAACCUCAAAGGGUGUGGUGUGCUGUGAUAUCAGGAGCUCUUCACUUCUUCUUUCUCUCCUGCUUUGUGUGGAUGUUCAUUGAAGCUGUGCUGCUCUUCAUCUGUGUGAAGAACCUAUCACAGAUCAGCUUCAAAUUUAAGGCGGUGCUUAGCCGCAGACUCUUGAUUGUGAUUGGAUAUGUGAUUGCUUUUGUUAUAGUGGGCGUGUCAGUGGCAUUUGUUCCUGAAGGCUAUGGCAGUGAAAAAUGCUGGAUUAAACGGGAGAAAGACUUCAUCUGGAGUUUUCUGGGACCUGUUUGCUUCAUUAUUGGAGUAAACACGAUUCUCUUCAUCAGUAUCAUCAUCAGUCUGAUGUUAACUCUCACAAAGCUGAAAGCUGAAGUUUCAUGGAUGAAACAAACCAAGAUUACCUUUUUUAAAACUCUGGCCCAGUUUGUGAUUUUUGGUUGUCCAUGGAUUCUGGGAUUUUUCAUUAACAACAAUCAGAUGAUGGAGAUUAUCUUCCUGAUCCUGAACUCACAGCAAGGAACCUUCAUCUUCAUCAUCCACUGUGUGCUCAAUCAUGAGGUCAGACAGCAGUAUGUGAAGUGGAUGACAGCUGCUUUCCCUGACACUAAAACCCAUAAGGAUAGAUUUUUUAGAUUUUUUUAGUCUAAUUUCUGUAAAUAUUACAGCUAAAGAUGUUAUAUAGUCUUUAUAGGUGUUAGUACUUUAGAUUCAAAUCUAAUAUUUAUCUCUGUUUAACUAUUGAAAUGUUUAGUUUCAGCAAGAUUUUCUUUAUAAAUUGUUUUGUAAAUUAGAAGCACAUAUCAAAGUGUCAAAAUUAUUACA